CGUUGAAAAAGUCGCGGCGCUCAGACAUGUCAAAAGUUCACGUGAACUUGCAGUAGGAGUUUCUCAAUACACAUAUAUAGAGCUGCACUGACAUACCUAUAAUAUAUCUACAUAUCUACACGCAAGCUUACAAAAUACAUCCCUAUCUAUAACAUACGUUAAGAAGACACAGACCGAAGAAAAAGUACGUGCGUGCGCUGCUGCGGUGCAGUAGCUUUCUCUCUCUCUAUAGUCUCUCGUGUCCUCGGCAGUUCCGAAAAAUCCACUCUACGUAUUAGUAUUAUACUUUCCGGCGCGAUGCCAUUCGCGAGUGUAGAGUGAACAAAUUUCGCUCGUCUUAAGUCGUCGGCGGCGGCUUGUAUUCGGAUCCGAACGUGAGCAGGAGAGCAGGCACUUCGAGAACAGCAAGAUGAGCUCCUUGAUUCGACGAAGGUUUCACUCAUUCGUAAACUCAAUUACAAGGCACCAGAAUGCCAUUGGUGCCAAGCGGAGCCAGCAGACGAAUGCUGCUUUGAAUUCCACCACAGAAACCCAUCAGUUUUCCAAUGACGUUGUGCCUGUUUUUAAAUAUGCUGCACAAUAUGGAGAUCGAGCAGCACUGCGUGAUAUGCAUGGAGACUACACCUACAGAGGUCUACUGUUAAGUGCAAAACAGUUUGCGAACGAAUUAAACGAACUACUAGGAGAAGGAAGCCAAGAGAGAAUAGCUUUCUUACUUCCCAAUGAUGCAAGCUAUGUCAUAACUCAGUGGGCUUGCUGGAUCAGUGGUCAAAUAGCGGUACCUCUAAACGAUCAACACCCGGCGCCUGUGCUUGACUAUUACAUCACGGACUCGGAUGCAAGAGUUUUCGUGACGACGCAAGAACAUUUGCCAAUCAUCGAGCCUCUCAUAGCCAAGAGCAAUAGGCGCCUCAUUGUUUUUGAUAAUGCGCUGCGAGUCUUGGCAUCGAAGCCAGACGGCAAGUUGGCCAACAACAAAGGCAACAUCGAACGUGACUUCGGGAACUUCCUGGACGCGGGCGUCCCGGGCGACUUUUACAAUAAGAGCGAUGCCAUGUUUGUUUACACUUCCGGUACAACCAGCAAACCGAAAGAGAUAGCUGGAGGCGUAGUACUGAGCCACAAGAAUAUCCAGUCUCAGGUGAGCUCUCUGGUGACGGCCUGGAAACACACUGACAAGGACGUAUUUCUGCACACACUACCCCUGCAUCAUGUGCACGGCAUCAUCAACGUGCUCCUGUGUCCUCUCUACGUCGGUGGCCGUUGUGUUAUGUUGCCCAAAUUUUCGCCGUCGAGCGUCUGGGCUCAAAUUACAGCUGUGAAUAUGCAGAACAGCGAGAGGAUCAACGUUUUCGCGGCUGUUCCAACUAUUUACAUGAAGUUGAUUCAGGAAUAUGAUCAGCUGUUUGUGAAUAACGAUAAAAUUAAGGAAUACAUAUUUAAUGUAUGCACCACUAAGAUCAGGUUAAUGGUCAGUGGGUCGGCACCGCUGCCAAAGCCAAUAUUCGAUAGAUGGGAAGAAAUCACAGGACAUCGAUUACUAGAGAGAUACGGUAUGACCGAAGCCGGUAUGAUUUUGUCGAAUCCUCUCGAUGGAGAACGCAUUCCAGGAACUGUAGGAACACCACUUCCGGGUGUGGAGAUUAGGCUAACCGAACCUGAGUCAACCGAUAGCGUUCCAACCAUUGCACCAAAAGUACUCUUAUAUGGAAAUUCAAAAAGUAGCAAAGUUUUAAGUGAUUCAAAAGAUCUUGUGACCGGCGAUCUGCAAGUAAAAGGUGUCAACGUUUUUAAGCGUUACUGGGAUAGACCAGAAGUAACAAAAAAAUCUUUCACGGACGAUGGAUGGUUCAAAACUGGCGAUACUGUGCAGUACGAUAAUGGCAUUUAUAGGAUGUUAGGCCGCACUUCGGUUGAUAUUAUUAAAACUGGCGGCUACAAAGUAAGUGCGGUUGAGGUCGAAACAGUUAUUCUAGGCCACCCUGAUAUCAUCGAUUGCACAGUGGUUGGAGUUAACGAUUUGACAUGGGGACAAAGAGUUGCAGCAGUCGUAGUCUUAAACGAAGGUGCCGAAUUAAUACUAUCCCAGCUUCGUGAAUUUGCAAAGAAAUCACUGGCGAGUUAUGCUGUACCCAGUAUACUCAAAGUUGUUAACAAGAUUCCGAAAAAUAGCAUGGGAAAGGUCAACAAACCCGAUAUAAUUCGCAUACUUUUUCCCCAAGAAGAUCUUGCAGCAGAAGUUUUUAUUAAGAAGCCAGAAACUUCUGAACCAGUAGCUGCAUCCACAUCAGAACCCGUCACCAAGAAAGACGACACCCCGAAGAAGGACAACUCAUAAAAAAAUCACUCAUCCACGGAUAUAAAAGGUGAAAGAAAAACGCGCCGCGCGCUUCUUAAGACCCCGUGACUGAUUCUAUUUUCUGUUUGUUGUAAGAUAUUUAAGUUAUAUAAGUCAGUAAUUUGUAGCCUAGUUUCGUAGGCUAGUCUUUCUCUAUCUUUGAAAUUUUUUAAUAAAAUUCUUGGGAAGGCUGAAAAUCUAAAUCGUCCUAUUUACUAUAGAAAUUUAUAAUAACGAUACGUGGACUUAUUUUUACGCGAAUACAUUGUAAGGUCGAUAACUAAUUAUAACACGGACAUUUAAUUUUCAGCCUCCCUCGAUAAUUUUAUUUUGAUGGAGAUGAUACAUUGUAGAAGUGAAAACAAAAAUUUACACACGUACUCAGACGACAAAAAACAACUAUGAACAAAGCCAAAUAUUUUUACGUUUGAAUUAUGCGCCUGUAUAUCGAAACUUGCAAUGAAUACUUAGUUGAUGAACUUAGUUUAAUCGAAGUUUAAAUCGAAUUAGCAGUACUGGUAUUCACAUGUAGGAGCGUACGCAGUGUUUACUAAACAUAGAAAAAAAGUACUUGUUAUGUUCACGCGAUGAUAUGAAGAAUAAGUGAUCUUUAUGCUGUGCGUUAAUUUUCGAAAAUUCUCGCUUAAUUAAGGCUUUGUUUUUAUUUGACAAAAGUUAUUGUUUAAGAGUAGAAACGUCAUCACUCGGUGAUUGCGUAUUUUCGUUAAUGACUAGAUUUUAGGAGUUUAAGUACGUAUACGCUCGUUUACGGUUUUUAACUUCGUUGAAACCAAUCAUCGAUUAGGGAAUCAAAAAGUAACGCACGCAUUUUCUACAACAAACAAACUUACUGUUGCAUGAGUGUGAAGAAUCGGUAAAAGAGGGAAACAUAGAGUGUGUGUGUGUGUGUGUGUUGUGUAUGAGGCUGAAAACAAUGUCGGCAGGUGUGAUCCGAUGUGUACGGAUAAAAAAUAUCCGAUAGCACGUAAGAGAGUUUGUUAGUCACUACAACUUCACAAGUCAUUAUGAAAGCUUUAUUAAUAAAUAAAUUAAACAUCAAGUUGAAAACUGUCGAAUA
Nasonia vitripennis (jewel wasp) is the source of this 3416-nucleotide messenger RNA. It is a transcript of the gene Acsf3, whose product is annotated as malonate--CoA ligase ACSF3, mitochondrial. The record is from RefSeq and is a predicted model, not a curated record. Gene Ontology annotation, molecular function: medium-chain fatty acid-CoA ligase activity. Bases 410 to 2338 code for a protein of 642 amino acids. The transcript is spliced from 10 exons. Gene Ontology annotation, biological process: fatty acid metabolic process. Lineage: Eukaryota; Metazoa; Arthropoda; Insecta; Hymenoptera; Pteromalidae.